AUGCCAAACAAUGAUACUGCGAGUGUGUUUAAUGGAGUCAAUCAAUACUUCACUAUAGACGAUAAUGAUUAUUUGGAAAUUGUUCGAACUGGUAUUCUCACUAUAGAAGCAUGGUUUCGACCUGAUACACUACAGUUCGACUAUGAGGAAGGAAGUGGUUAUGUAUGGUGGAUGGGCAAAGGGGCCACAAACGCGCAAAGUUGGGCUGCGAGGAUGUACAGUUAUAAUAACACAGAAGGACGUUUUAAUCGUAUUAGUGGUUAUGCAUUUAACUUAUCCGGUGGCUUAGGUGCUGGGAGUUAUUUUCAAGAUAACGUUACCAUCGGACAAUGGAUUUUCUACAUUCUUACUAUUAACACAGUUAACGUUAGUACCACUUAUCCAACUGGUUAUACGAAGAUUUCCAAGAACGCGAUCGAGCGCGAUCAAGACUCGCUAUUAUGA
This is a messenger RNA of Rotaria sp. Silwood2, 444 nucleotides long. Lineage: Eukaryota; Metazoa; Rotifera; Eurotatoria; Philodinida; Philodinidae. The record is from the annotation of a GenBank genome assembly.